AUGUCAAUAUCUUCCAGUUCAUCUUCACCUUCAUCCUCUUCCGCUUUCGGUACCAAGAUACCGCGAGUAGGAGGUGUAAGAUGUUAUUGGGCGUUAUUGACACCGCACUAUACACCUCUUCCGCCAAAUCAUGAUGGAACACCAUCAAGUGGAAGCAAGUUGGAACUUCGAUUCGUCCAUCCAGACCCGAUGUUGAGUCUGCAUCUCUCAAAGCAGAAAUUGAGCAUGAUGGGAAGGAGUGUUAUCGAGUUUAUACAUCCUGCAGAGAGAGAACAGGCCCGAAGGGAUCUGACUAGUGCUAUAAGUGCGGAUGACUUACAGGGAAGUGUGACGAGAGUUCGUUUCGCCCGUCUGUCACGUAUACGUACGAUAUUGGGAUGUCCACCAGAGGAGAACGAUUUCCCAGAGGAUGCAGAAAAGUUCGCAGAGGAUGACGAAUAUUUGAUAUUGGACUUGGUGCUGAAUUGGGUCGCCGAUGGGUUGUUGCUAGCUUUCUUCCAUGCGAUAAAGGAUAAAGAUCCAGUAUUGAACAAUGAUCCCCGCCUGUCGCAUGAGGAAUGGUCAAAUUGGUGUGGUACAAGGGUGAUGCCAGAAGAUCAAAUCGAAGCAUUGCAUCGCAACAUAUCAGAUAUCCUAUCUUCUACUCCAUCUUCCAAUUACCCUCCAUCACGCGUAUUUCAACUAUAUUACUCUGCCCCGUCUCCUGAUCCAUCGAUAUCCCCCCCUUCAUCACCUCGGCUAAUCUUCUCAUGGCCACCGCCUAGACCGUUAGGGGUCAAAGUAGAAGCUGACGGGAAAUAUAAUGCUGCCGAAUAUUGUGAACUGAUGAAAGGUGUAGAUAUGGAUCCUUCACAGUUGAAUGCUGGACCAGGAGAAUUGAGGACGAAUUGUACGACACGUUAUGGUGCUCAACAUUCCAUAACGACAGAAGGAGUUUACCGACACGUCACCAGUGUAUUUAUACCGUACGGGAACUUGAUAUUCGCUUGUUUCCAGACGAACAGGAUGUACGAAUUACCAGCUGCCACCAAUGGACAACCCUCUUCUACCUCUUCGUCAUCGUCAGCGUAUGACCCUACUUUGGGAAACGACUGGAAUACGAAUCUCUCUUCGAUACCGCCAGUCACCUCUGGAUCCACCGGAUUACCCGUCCAUCCUCCUCCUGAAAUCCAUCAAUACCCUCCCCAGACUGCAAUCCAGGCGUCUUCGACAUGGGCACAUGCUGAUCCAUAUGCCCUUCCUCCGCGUCAGGACGGUGAAUGGGAAUCGGGGCCUUCAACAGGGUAUCAUCAUAUGCAUGAUGAGAUGCAUCAUCACAAUAGAGAUAUGGGAUACCUACCACCUUCCGCUUCCGGUUCCUCUUCGGCUUAUCCUCAUCCACAACAGCAUCAUUACCCCCAUGAUCACCUCACAUCGUCUAUACCGCAUGGCGGCGUACCUCUUUCAGCCUCUAUGAGCUCUGGGCACCUCUCUUCUGGGCCUAGUCCACCGGGACACGGACACGGACAUCACGGACAUCCAAUGAGUAAUGGAGGGAGCAAUGGUUCGUCAAGCUCGCGUCCACUCGUGCGACCGCCGGGUAACGUGGAGUGUUGUGUGAUGUGCGGUAUAAGGGAGAGUCCAGAAUGGAGGAGGAAUGAAAGUGGGAUCAAAGAUCUAUGUAAUGCGUGCGGUCUGAGAUUAGCGAGACAAGUGGCUAAAAGAGAAGGUAGACAGAAACCAAGAAAGAAGAAAGAUAGUAAUGGCGGAACGAAUAGAGGUGAAAGUGCGACCAAAGAUCAAUAUGGAAUAUGA
Kwoniella botswanensis is the source of this 1794-nucleotide messenger RNA. RefSeq lists its product as uncharacterized. The record is from RefSeq and is a predicted model, not a curated record. NCBI's taxonomy places the organism in Eukaryota, Fungi, Basidiomycota, Tremellomycetes, Tremellales, Cryptococcaceae. Gene Ontology annotation, molecular function: sequence-specific DNA binding; zinc ion binding. Gene Ontology annotation, biological process: regulation of DNA-templated transcription. The transcript has 7 exons. Bases 1 to 1794 code for a protein of 597 amino acids.